AUGCAUUGGUCUACUCUGAUCCUGGCAUUUGCUGCCGCUCCCACCAGUGCACUUAUCCGCUUCCAAUGCUCGCAGCUUGUGCGAGAACGGCUCGAUCCCCUCGUAAACCCGGGUCUCAUUCCCUCUCCUCAUGUUCAUCAGAUCGUUGGCGGUAACUCCUUCAACGCAACCAUGGACCCCAAAACCAAGGACAUACCAGGCGAAUCUACAUGCACGACGUGCCAAUUCGCAGAGGACUUCUCCAACUACUGGACCGCCAUCCUGUACUUCAAGGCGAGGAACGGCACGUACAAGCGGGUGCCGCAGUUGGCCAAUGCUGGGUUUGAAGGCGCGAAGGGCGGCGGCAUGACGGUCUAUUACAUGCAGGAUCCGCUGUAUGACACUAAGCAGCUUAGCUCGGUGAAGGCGUUCCAGCCGGGCUUCCGCAUGUUCGUUGGCGACAUCAAUGCGCGAAACAAGGCGCAAGCGGCCCGCUUCCGCCAACUCACCUACACCUGCAUGGACAAUGCUGGCACGCGGGACAAGGAGACUGUCGCCUUCCCUGCCCGGCCAUGCAAGUACGGCAUCAUGACUUCGCUUCGCUUUCCAACCUGCUGGAAUGGCGUGGACCUUGAUAGUCCCGACCAUAUGUCACACAUGGCCUACCCCGAGUCCGGCACCUUCGAAUCCGGCGGGCCCUGCCCCUCGACCCACCCCGUCCGCGUCUCCCAAGUGAUGUACGAGGUAAUCUGGGAUACGUCCAAGUUCAACGACCCGGCUGAGUGGCCCGCGGACGGCAGCCAACCCUUCGUGUGGAGCUUCGGCGACGGCACGGGGUACGGGAAUCACGGAGACUACGUGUUUGGCUGGAAGGGCGAUAGCUUGCAGAAGAUUCUGGAUACAAAGUGUUAUGUCAAUUGCGAGGGGGCGAAGUUGCAGAGUAUUGAGGAGAUGAAUAAGUGUAGUGGGAGUGUGCCCGAGGCGGUCGUGGAGGAUAUUGAUGGGUGGUUGGAUGUGCUGCCUGGUGGGCAUGUGGCUAAUUAUUCUUGAGAUUUAGAGAGAGUUGGGAUAGGGGGAUAGGAGAUUGGGAGUUUGUUUGAAUAGGGGAGGCAGGUAUAAUUCAAUUGAACACAUCUGAAGAG
Westerdykella ornata is the source of this 1121-nucleotide messenger RNA. RefSeq lists its product as uncharacterized. The record is from RefSeq and is a predicted model, not a curated record. The transcript is spliced from 4 exons. Lineage: Eukaryota; Fungi; Ascomycota; Dothideomycetes; Pleosporales; Sporormiaceae. Bases 1 to 1029 code for a protein of 342 amino acids.